AUGCCAGGUGUUCCUCCUGAUGCGGUCGACAAUGUAAAGAAGUUGUUCAAGGGAUUGUUCAAGCGCGGCAAGAAGAGGCAAGACAAGCCUGCAGACUCAACUCCUCCUACCUCGACCCAGCCGCCCACUACCUCCACGACUCAUCAGCAAGCUCCAGUAGCUACCAACGGCGGUGCACCCAACACCGAUAAGCCCCUCCCACCCACGAAUCCGGUGGAGUCUGUUCCACCAAGCGCUCAACAACCCCCAACUCAAAAGAGCGAUGCGCAGACAGGGACGGUGGACAACAGCCAGAAGCUUGGACAAGAUGUAGACAGCCAAGCUGUAUCUCCCUCGUCGACAACGCCCGCAGCUGCCUCAGAGCCAGUCUCUGCGAUUGAGGGUUCCACACCACCGGCGCCACCGCCCAAGAAUGAUGCGACUGUUGAAGUUCCCAAGACUGUGGAAACACCAGCAAAUAAAGAGAAUGUCGCUCCUCCAGCAGCUGGGCAAAAGGUAGAGUCUGCACCAGCAGCUGCAGCAAUUGCGCCGACGCAACCAAAUGGCACCGCAGCAGAAGCCAAGAAGGUCGAGCAGCCUGCCAAUGGAGAGAAGGUAGCAGACGCGGCGGAGGAAAAGGUAGCAGUACACGAAGAGCCGCCUGCACCGGUCAAGGCAGCCAAUAACGCACCGGGCAUGUCUGCUACCUCGGGUCCACUGGAGGAUUUUCCUGAGGGUGUUGUCCAUCAAUGA
This is a messenger RNA of Zasmidium cellare ATCC 36951, 732 nucleotides long. RefSeq lists its product as uncharacterized. Lineage: Eukaryota; Fungi; Ascomycota; Dothideomycetes; Mycosphaerellales; Mycosphaerellaceae. The record is from RefSeq and is a predicted model, not a curated record. Bases 1 to 732 code for a protein of 243 amino acids. The transcript is spliced from 4 exons.